Messenger RNA from Gossypium raimondii (Peruvian cotton), 2073 nucleotides. RefSeq lists its product as uncharacterized. The record is from RefSeq and is a predicted model, not a curated record. The transcript is spliced from 5 exons. Bases 437 to 1864 code for a protein of 475 amino acids. NCBI's taxonomy places the organism in Eukaryota, Viridiplantae, Streptophyta, Magnoliopsida, Malvales, Malvaceae. Gene Ontology annotation, cellular component: NuA4 histone acetyltransferase complex. Gene Ontology annotation, molecular function: protein binding.
CCCAAUUGGAUUUCUUUUUUUUUUCUCCAUUCGUCCAUGUUUUUCGCACUAAAAAGAAUUUCUAAUCUUUAAAAAUUCUUCCCUUUUUAAAAAUUUUUUUUUUGAAUCUUUGCAAUCGUUAAACUCUAUUUUUCUUUCUUCAAUUCUUCGACAUUGUUCCACAAAUCUCCUUUAUUUCUCAACUGAAUUCUUUCGAAAUUUUCGAAAAAAAUUAUACCCUUUUAAACGAAUUUCAAAAUUCAUUAAAAAAAACCUAAAAAACCCGCCUUUUUUGUUUUUAUUUCCGGGGAAUUUUUUUUGGAGAGGGUGGCGUUGGCUAACGUGCACCGGAGGUGCCUUAAGGCGAAGGCGAAGGCGGUGGCUUUUUAAUUUGAUUAAAUUUUCCGGUGGUGGGUCUUCGUCGUUUUUUGAAGUAAUCUUGGCCAUACACGUGGAUAUGGGAACGGAUAUGGUAACGGGGCGGUGGGGCACGUGGGAAGAGCUUUUGUUAGGUGGGGCGGUUCUCCGUCACGGUGCCCGAGAUUGGAACCUCGUCGCUUCGGAGCUCCGAACCCGAUCCAUUUCUCCAUUUGAUUUCACCCCAGAGGUUUGUAAAGCUAAGUACGAGGAUUUACAACAGCGUUACUCAGGUAGCACAGCUUGGUUCGAGGAGUUACGUAAACAACGAAUGGAGGAGCUGAGACGAGCUUUAGAGAAAUCCGAAGAUUCUAUUGGUCCUUUUAGGUCGUUGGAAUCGAAGCUUGAAAGCUUAAAGGCUGAGAAAAGAGAUGAUUCACGGGUUGGUUAUGAUUCCAGUCAGACGGAAUCCGUCCUACCAUGUGUUAAAUCUGAAGGAGUCGAGUUUUCCAGUAAGGAUACAUACAAGGAUGGCCUCUCUGCUGGUAGUUUCACGCAGGAAGCCGAGACAAAAUGGGCACCCGAUUGUCUGGUCCCAGUGGCAGUUCCUGCUGAAGAGAUGGACUCGAAGCUGGGAAAUUCACCAACCUCAGCUGAGAGAGAGAAAAUUUCGACCAUUGAUAAUUUGGCGGAUGCUUUACUCGGAGGACAGUUACGGAGUAUACGGAAGAGAAGGGGAAAGAGGAAGAGAAAAUAUUGCAGUCCCAAAGAAGGGAGUGUCGGAGAAAGCGAGUUUCUAGGCACAUCGGAUUUCGCAAGUGUCUCGUGGUGCAAAGAAACUUCAGCUAGCAACUCGGCUCAGAUUGCUCGAUCUUCAGGUGUCGAGGAUCAAAGCAGAGAUUCAAGCAAGGACAGAAUCGAUGAAAUAAUGGGAAUUUUCAGUUCCGUAGCAGAGAACGAUUGUGCUUCCGUUUUUCGACGAAGGCUCGAUAGCCAGAAAAGAGGAAGAUACAAGAAAAUGAUCCUUCGGCACAUGGAUUUCGACACCAUAAAAUCUAGAAUAGGCAGUAAUUCAAUCAAUUCCGUUAGAGAACUCUUUCGAGAUAUGCUAUUAGUCGCCAACAACGCCUUGGUUUUCUAUUCAAAGAACACACGAGAAUAUAAAUCCGCACUACUUCUCCGACAUAUUGUCACCGCAUCUCUGCGACAGCAUUUAAAGGAGUGCAGAACUAAGAUUCCGAUCACCACCUUUACCCCUACCAGGCCUAUACAUAAGCCUCCCGCAAAGCCCCGGAGCAUUCGUCCCGGUAAUCGUAAACCGCCAGGAAAUGCAGCCAACAAUAGGAAUCCAGUAGUUGGGAACUCUAAUGUUAGUAAAAAACCAACAAAUGCAAGCUCUCCUCCAUCGAUGGAAUCGUUAGUGGUGACAAAAAAGGGUUCGGCUCGACCGAGAAAAGGGGGUUGCGCACAAGCUAGUCAAAAAUCGGAAAGUCCGGCUAAAGGAAGAAAGAGAACUCGAGCCCGGUGAUCGUGUUGUAUACUGUAUAUUGGUUUUCUUUUUUGUACUAAAUGUAGAAAGGUGUCUAUAUGUGGUGUAUUAAGUUUUUUCCUUUCUUGAAAACAGUUGCAGAACUGCACUGUAAGUUGUAACACUAACAGUAAUUAGUGAAAAUAAAAUGAAAUAAAUAGAAAAGAAAAAGAGGGAACCCUUAAAUUUUUAGGGUUAAUUGCACCAAA